GCAUUUAGCAACUCAAGAAAGAAUUUAGUUUUCCGACGCAUCACGUUGAGUUCGCACUUACAGUUCUCAGCCGAAGGAAAGCAGACUCAUUAUGCUGAAAACAAAGAAUUUUAUUUUGUUAUUGUGCCUUACGGGUGUCUUAUCAAACCUUCCAAUUGAUGAUACUCACGCGUUUACGAAAAUUGGUGAAAAGUACUACAUAAUAUUUAGUGCAGUAACGAUGAACUGGUUCGCGGCCGCAAACUUCUGUCGAACAUUUAAUGGUGACUUGGUCACAAUCGAUUCUGAAACCGAACUGAAGGACUUACAUGCCUAUUUAAAUGCAAAUAAUCUCAUAAAGAGAGAUUACUGGAUUAGUGGCAACGAUUUGGCAGAAGAAGGCAAAUAUAUGUCGCUCAGCACUGGACGACCAAUGAUUUACACUAAGUUCGCUGCCGGACAGCCGGACAGCCGGACAAUCAGAAAGAACAGAAUUGUCUAUAUCUUGAAGUUACUACAGACUCUUAUAUGCGUGAUUAUGAUUGCAGUGGAAUGAAUUAUGUCAUUUGUGAAAAACAAAGAGUGUCCGCAACGUAUACCACAGGAUCAUGUGAGAACAUGUCUACGGAUUGUGCAUUGAAGACACUUGGUCGAGCAUAUUUGCGAAUGGGAAACACCUUUGAUUGCAGAGCGUAAAUAAAGUACAUUAAUUUCUAUGACGGUGAGAACAUUACUUGUUUUUGUAAAUCUUCAUGUAGAACGCAGAUUUAGUACCACCAAAGCUUUUUACUUAUUCUUCUGUUAUUACCAUAAAACAAUACGAAAUAUAAAACUGCAGUGCAAUACUUUUAAGUAUA
This is a messenger RNA of Zeugodacus cucurbitae (melon fly), 836 nucleotides long. RefSeq names its product C-type lectin 37Db-like. The transcript has 3 exons. Lineage: Eukaryota; Metazoa; Arthropoda; Insecta; Diptera; Tephritidae. The record is from RefSeq and is a predicted model, not a curated record. Bases 92 to 535 code for a protein of 147 amino acids.